This is a messenger RNA of Adineta steineri, 942 nucleotides long. NCBI's taxonomy places the organism in Eukaryota, Metazoa, Rotifera, Eurotatoria, Adinetida, Adinetidae. The record is from the annotation of a GenBank genome assembly.
AUGAACCCACACUACGAGACUGCAAAAGUAGCAGCCGAACAGUGGCUGAAUUCAUAUGGCAUAGAUAAUAUCGAAAAGGUGAAGAAGGCGCAAUUUCCUUUACUUGCUGCAAUGGGACAUUGUACGGCAGAUGCCAAACGACUUUAUGUCUUAGCCAAUUAUUAUCAAUGGGUGUUCAUUUAUGAUGACUAUUUCGAUAAUGGUAAAUGGAGCAAAAGUUCAGAAGAUGCUAGACAUGCCGCUGAUCUUACCAUAAAUGUUUUGCGCGAUCCCGAGACAUUUACAAAAACUUCAUUCUUACCUGCAGACAUGCUAAGAAGCUUCAUGCUAGAUAUUCAUGAAACGGCAACUGAACGAUGUCAACAACGUCUCGUUAAACACUUUCAGAACUUUAUUAAUGCUGCCGUUGAACAAGUUAUUAAUCGGUCAAAGGAUAUCGAUCUUAGUAUCGAUAGCUACAUUAAGCUGCGUCGUCAAACAGGCGCACUGUCAAGUGUCUAUGAUUUGGUCCAGUAUGAUUUGAAUCUCGAUGUUCCAGAUGAGGUCCUUCAUAACCCUACCAUGAAAAAGCUUGCGCUUUACAUUAAUGAUAUUUGCUGUUGGGCAAAUGAUAUCUACAGUUUUAACAUUGAACAAGCUUGGGGAGAAACUCACAAUCUGGUCAUUAUUAGUAUGGGAGAAGGUCGCUCACUACAAGAAAGCAUAGAUUUUGUUGGAGAUCGUGUCAAAGAGCGUUUCAAUGCUUAUGUAUCUGAAAAGGAGAAGAUUCCUUCGUGGGGCUCAAAAAUUGACCAAGAUGUCGCAACCUAUUUAGCUGCAGUAGAACAAUGGGCUAUUGGCUUUAUUCAUUGGAGCUUUGCAACAGAGAGAUAUUUUGGUAAAUCUCAUGAAGAAGUUAAGAAGACAAGAGUAGUAACACUCUUACCGCGAAAAAAGGCAUAA